AUGGGGAUGCGUGUAAAAUCGAACCCAUUUCUUCUUAUUGCAGCUUUGUUCCACAUUUUGUCAGCCUUCUCAUUGGCAGAAUGUUGGCAAUUUGCCUGUGCCUGUGGAUCCAUAACUCCGCUGUUUAAUCAAAUUAUAUUAUGGUUUGUUCAUCAACAUGGUAACUUGUUCUCCAAGUUUUCUGUAUGCAGUCCGUUGCUUUUAGUUCUUUCCCUUUCUUGGUCACUGCUUCCGUCUGGUUCGUGCUCAAUUGCCGGAUGUGGUGUAAUGUUCUUGGGAGAGAAAAGAUUCUUGGGAGCCUUACGCGAGGCCGCAGGAUAUGUAGUGCAUCAAGGAGAAACAAUCUCGAAUGGUCUUAUAAUCGUCGUCAAUUAUCUUCAGUUGGCCAGGAACGUUUCUUUGAACAACAAAUUCCUACCACCCGAAAUCAUAAACCAGAUCGACAAGGUCACCUCUACAUUGGAUGAAAGUAAAGACCUCCCUCAUCUUACGAUGAUACGCAUGGCAGAUUCCUUGUUCGAAAUUCUCAAGCAUGAACACAGCUCUGAUCUCUAUCACUACUACCAUGCUUCUAGUAGCAUUUCUUGGAUUCUUAUUUUCGGCUGUUGGCUGGCAAACAUGGGUUUAUAUAUUCGUGAUCAUCGGGUGGGAUUAUCACGACUCUCGCGUUUAUCUUGUGCGGUGCUUUUCUUGCUUUCCACAAAUACGUGCACCAUGGUGGACGAAUGGGUGCAAAACCCCAUGGCCGGUUCGGCGAUCAAGGAACUUCUUCCUUGUGUGGAUAGGGAAUUCGGAAAAAACAUCAAGGAUGUGAGUAAAUCGGUUAGCAAUGGGAUUAACGAUCUGCUGAACCUUGAUGUUUCCCUUGUAGCCAAUAACAAUGACAUACCUCCACACGCAGUAGGUCUUUACUACAAUCAAUCCGGUCCCUCAUUGCCCACCGUUUGUGACCCGUACAAGGCAGAAAACAAUAAACAAGCUUGUGGUGAGGGUCAAGUAGCAGUGGGCAAUGCAACACAGAAAUGGAGCAAAUUCGUAUGCCACGUAUCGUCGUCCGGAAUUUGCAGCGCACAAUGGCGCCUGACCCCUGACUUGUACAAGCAAAUGAGUUCUGCUGCUAACAUAAGCUACGUGUUGUCCCGUUACGUUCCUUUCCUUGCUAGCCUAGUAGACUGCUCCACGAUCUGGGAAAUUCUCAAUUACAUGCAUCAGCAUUACUGUCUGGGGCUAAGGAAACACAGUCAAGAGGUUUAUAUCGGGUUGCUCGUCACCACGAUCUCGGUGAUGUUCUGUUUGGUCUCUUGGAAAGCUCAUUGCAUAUCAGUUCCUAAUUUUAACACACCCAUUAUUUGUGAGUUUGUCAUAAGAAACACCAGUAAAUUCGAGGCUUCACGGUGGAACAACAAGGUUGCAGGUUCGAUAGGUUCGGCGAGGAAGACAAAGAAGAUGGGUGCCGGUUGCGUGCAUCCGAAGAAAGGGUACUCGAAAUUCAACGUGGAAGCUGUUAAGGUAACCCUUGAUGAUCAGGCUCGGAGGGUUACCAUUUCAUGCAGCAUGAAGCAUGACAAAACCGUGGAAUUUAUGGGAUUAAUGUACUACUUAAUAGUCUAUUAA
Hibiscus syriacus is the source of this 1614-nucleotide messenger RNA. RefSeq lists its product as uncharacterized. The coding region runs from base 1 to 1614 and encodes 537 amino acids. The transcript has 9 exons. The record is from RefSeq and is a predicted model, not a curated record. Lineage: Eukaryota; Viridiplantae; Streptophyta; Magnoliopsida; Malvales; Malvaceae. Gene Ontology annotation, cellular component: plasma membrane; plasmodesma.